This is a messenger RNA of Laccaria bicolor S238N-H82, 1470 nucleotides long. RefSeq lists its product as uncharacterized. The transcript has 5 exons. Lineage: Eukaryota; Fungi; Basidiomycota; Agaricomycetes; Agaricales; Hydnangiaceae. The coding region runs from base 1 to 1470 and encodes 489 amino acids. The record is from RefSeq and is a predicted model, not a curated record.
AUGGUCAAAUCUCUUCUCACUGCCAUUACCACGACUGUCGCCAUGGACGGCAGCAUCAACGACGAGAUACAGGGCAUCGAAGAAGAUAUCCGGCAGAUUGCCGUAGAUAAUCCGCACUUAGCGAAAUGGUUCAUGGCCACUCCAGAGCUCAUGCAGAAGAAGCGAAAACAAAAGGAGAAGAAGGACAAGAAGAAAGUUUCCAAAGCAGCCUUGAAGACGACGAACAGCACCCCCCUACCCUCCUCCAGUCAUGUGGAGGAACCUGCCGACGACUUGUCGACUCACUCAAGCGAUGACGAUGAUGACAAACAGUCAACCGAAAAAGAGAACGAGCGCCCUGCCAAGAAGACAAAGACUCUCACCAAUAUCACCGCAUACAUCGAAAUCAAUCGCCCACCGCGCACUCUCAAGGACAAGCCGGAGCCAUUAUCGCGAGGACCUUUUUUCUUCACUCUCAGCACCCCACGCAUUGAAUUCCUACAGUCCCUCGCAUCUUGUUCUGUCGAAGGCUCGUACGCACCAACAAUUGCAUCAAUCAACCAGGAACAACUCUUUUGGAAGCAGCAGGUACCGGCAAACGACAAGAAGAAGCCGCUCACAAACGAGGUGGGCUACAAAGCCAUGAUAGCGAAGCUUGAGGAGUUGACGAAGAAAGGGAAGGACACAACAAUUACCUUGUCACUUCCCCCUCUUUCGAAGGUUGCGGCAAUGCCGAGCGAUACUACAGCUGGGACUCGAGGUGUCGAUCUGGAAAGGGAAGAAUUCAGGGAAGGGCCACUGGGCUCAACGAUCCGAGAGCAGCAGCAGGUAGUUUGUGAGGGAACCAGCGCGUUCCUUGAAAAACUUCGCUUGAAGUACCCCAUUGGGUCCGAUCCACGUUUCCCAGAUAAACGUGUUUAUUCUUCGGGAUCUGAUGUCUGGGAGUUGAACGGCCUCAGACUGCAAGUUUGGGCCAGUCACUUGGACAAGGGAACUGCAUCGUUGACCGAACCACCCAACAGCACCCACUUUGCACAGUCGCAAAGGCUCCGAAUCACCACUGCGGCCACUAUUGCAUCUAAUUCCGUUGACGCAGCAGUACCUCCCACCCCUGUCCCUCAACCGGCUCUCAACCAACAAUUUCAACCUUACGGCAGCUAUCCACAUCCGCACUAUUUUCCGCCACCAUAUCCUUACCCCAUGCUUCCCCUUUAUAAUCCCCAUCCUGCCAACAACGUAUAUCCCAACCAAUACCCUGAUGCUCCACACCCGGCCCCCGCUCCUUUCCUGAACGUGCCCUUGAACCCCACACAUGCCCCAAAUUUGAACCAUGCAUACGCCCAAGGUGUUAGGCCCCGAACUCCAGGCAUUCUACGUGACGCCGCUCCUGGAUCUGCCCCUGGCUCGCCACUGAAAGUGAUCCUUCCACACCCGAUCUCUCUGGAGGAAUUCUGCAUUCACUAUGCAGUCGACAAUGAGGAUCAGGCUUGA